UCUGACAAUCACAAGCCAGGUGAUUCAUCCUCGAAUCGUAUCUUGACCCUCCCCAAGGUUACCUAGGCUCGGAGGUCGAAGUCGAUACCUACAGAUUUUCUCGCUUUCAGGUUGUGCAAACUUUUGCGUCGGGCGACUUUACAAUGUCUCCCCACCGACCUUGGACGCCAGAUCUCUUACAAUCGCAGUCCCCGGCUGUCGGUGGUUCUUCUUCAGAUAGGAACGAGGUUGAUGGGGAAGCUAGGAUACAGGGUUCUCCACUAGGACCAGACUCGGCAUCAGCAUCAGGAUCGGGAUCGGGAUUGGAAGCGGGAUCGAGUUCAAGUUCGGGUCCAGGUUCUAGCUCUCGUGCGACCGCCGCCUCUUCAGCCCCAAGCUCGACCCCGACUGAAUACUCUGGAUCGACUUCUACCUCAUCGCCCUUCGAUGUUGAACCUGAACCAGGUCCAAAUAUGAAUACGAACACGAACACGGGCCCGGACAUGAACAUGGACAUGAGCAUGGGCGCAGACAUGGGGAUGGACAUGGACAGACCUAUCGAUAUCGCCGGGAUCUUGUCGAACUUGUCGGCGGACGGGCCUGAACCUACGUCGACACCGCGAAGACGUCCUUUUGCUGCACGCAGAGAGCGGGCAAUACGUGCUACUGCACCUACAUUAUCGACACCGACAACAUCAACGGCUAGACUCGAGCAACACGAUGGGGGUCCAACGUCGAUCCAGGACGACAUCCAGAGCCUAGGCGAAAACAGUCUUGCCCAAGCCGAAGAUCAAACCCAAACCCAAAACCAAAUUCAAAAUCAAACGGAAGAUCGACCUGUUCCUCCCGCUCCUUCCCUCGCUCAUGCGCAUCUACCUGUCCAACCGCAACCUACACAUCAGCCUAUGCCGCUCCCUCCAGGGUUACAGUCGUUGUUGAUGGGGAUGAUGGCUGCUAUGAACGCUUCGAAUGCAGGCGGUGGUGCUGGAGGUGGGGGAGGUGUCGAUGCCGCUGCCGCCGCUGGAGGUCCUGCAGCUGGUGGUACGGGUAUGGGUCGGAACGAGACUGGCAAUGGCAGCGAGAAUGAGAGCGGUCAGAACAACAAUAGUGGCAGCGGAUCUAGAUCAGGCUCAGCAUCGCCCGACCCCAACGCUCAAGCUCAACAACCCACACCUGACCAACCCCCUACCGACCCCCGAGCGACCUUUCAACGCCAAUUCGCUCAUUUCGCCAAUAACCUCCACCUCCACGCUUUCCCCUUCUUGCAAUCCCACGCUUCGCCGCGUUCGGACCCGGAGCGAGCCGAGGAACUCUUAAAGGGAUUGAAGGAUCCUGGCAAGGGAGUGUUGAGGCGGUUGGUAAGGCUUUGCGAGGUCGAGAGUAGGGAUGCUAGAGUCAAGGCGGGAGAGGGGGAGGGGGAAGAGGUCGUAGGGAUGCAAUGUGGGAUCUGCUUGGAUACGGUCGUGGAGAUCUUCGAGAGGGAGCAAGAGCAAGAACAAGAGCAGGAGAAGGAAAAGGCUGCGAAGCGAGAUCGGGAAGAAAGGGCACUCCAGGUGGACGAGACGAAACGUGGCGACGACGGAUCUUGUCAAGGAGGUAUGAUUGAAACCGAGGGAGUGGAGGUGGAUCCCGAAUCGACGGGCUCGACGAUGACUCCCGAUCCGGAAGAGAGCACGGACUCGGCAUCGAGGUCGUCGGAUCCUGAUACGCCUGAGAUGCAGGACGUCGAGAUGCUGUUGGACGGACAAAAGCCGGUUUGCAAGUCGGAGGACACGACGUUUAGGGCGUUUCCUUGUCAUCACAUGUUUUGCCAAGAGUGUCUUUUGCCUUGGUUGGCGACGCAUACGACUUGCCCGACAUGCCGACUCGACAUCGACCCGCAUUCGGUCACGCUUCGCCGACCCGUAUCUCGUCAAUCGCGGGAUAACUCUUUGCGACCUGGAGCGACGCGGGCAGCGAUGAGACAAGCAAUGCGACGGGAAGCGUUGGAUCGCACUGGAGCACAGAGAAGCAGGCCUUGGAGGAUGAUGCGCGAGUCACCUUCUGCGCCCCUGGUCCCUGUGCCGACCGCAAACGGCGACUUUAAUCAAGGUCAGAACGCUGCGGCAAACGCGUCUUCCGGUGCUCCUUCCGGUGCUCCAGGAGAGGAGGUCCCAACUGCGAAUCCGGCCGCAGCGAGCGACGCUAUGGCCGUAGAUCCAGGGCCCAUUGGCGACAACGCACCCGCAUCGGCCUCACCUCGAGCAGAGACCGAAGGUCCCCAGGAUACAAUGGGUACUCAAGCCAACGCUGGUCCUCCCGGUCAUCCUGGGAACAAUCCCAUGGGCAACCUCACGAUCGUGUUCUUGGCCGGGGACGGCCGAGGUCAGGAAAACCCUCACAACGACGCUUCAGCUGCUGAAAAUGGGCAGAACAACACUCCAUUCGGGACCACGGGCGGACAACCACCCUCGUCCCCGGCGGGCGGGCUCGUCAUGACGUUCGGAACCGGUCAUCCACCUCCAAAUUUUGGUCGCAUGCCGCAUCCACCUCCGAAUCUUGUCCACAUGCCGGGUGAUCCAAAUUCACCCCUUGUCCGCCUCCAUGGUGAUAACGCCACAACACCAAGUGAUAGUGACGCAGAGCAACGAUCGAAUGCUGGAACGACACCCAACCGCGACCCGGUCCUCCCCAGAAUGCCUCCCGUGCUUUUUGCCUUUGGGCAGAACAUGAAUCCCUUUGCGCCCCAGGAUGUCGUGCAUGUCAGGAGCGAUGCUGUUUGGAACCCACCGGCGCCCAAAAGUUCGCUUCGACAAUGGCUGCACAAGCGCGAACGGGACUUGGGGAUCGUAUGCGAUGAUCCUCACUGCAAGCGUGUUGACGUGCAAUCGGAUCUUGACGGAGACUCCGACAGCGGCAAAGAACUGAUGCGGCUGAACGGAUUCUCGACCUUUGAUGCUCUUUGUGAGCAUCGAUUUCACGAGGCAUGUCUGGUUCAAGCGAAUACUUUCAACGAGGAACUGCACCCGCUCGACAGCGAGCGUGCGGCAUUGCGAUGUCCACAGUGUAGGAAGCAAGGCUGGGCUGCGAUCAGCCCGGCUUGAUGGCGAGUUCUGACCACGUCCUUUCGCGGGAUGGAAUCUGCGAACCACGGCUGCGGAAAUGUUUGAGGGCCGGAACGCCCGAUAGA
This is a messenger RNA of Filobasidium floriforme, 3148 nucleotides long. RefSeq lists its product as uncharacterized. NCBI's taxonomy places the organism in Eukaryota, Fungi, Basidiomycota, Tremellomycetes, Filobasidiales, Filobasidiaceae. The transcript has 4 exons. The record is from RefSeq and is a predicted model, not a curated record. The coding region runs from base 144 to 3062 and encodes 972 amino acids.